AUGACUCCUGUUAUCUUCCUGGUUGUCUUGUGCUUAGGAUUUAGAUCAAGUGCUUCGGCACUUGAUCCCAGUUUGGAUGCUGAAUGGGAAGAGUGGAAGAUACUCUAUGAAAAAUCAUACAGCCUGGAGGAAGAAGCACUGAGGAGAACAGUAUGGGAAAAGAACAUGAAAAUGAUUAAACUUCACAAUGGAGAGAAUGCCCUGGGGAAGAAUGGCUACACCAUGAAAAUGAACGCCUUUGGUGACAUGAUGAGUGCGACAUGCACCAGUGAAGAAUUCAAGAAAAUGAUGGUUGAUUUCCCAAUGCGAACCCUCAAGAGUAGGAAAGGCAUCUGGAAACGAUCUCUUCGUGGUUUACCCAAAUUUGUGGAUUGGCGAAAAGAAGGAUAUGUGACCCCUGUGCAGAAACAGGGUAACUGCAGUUCUUGUUGGGCUUUUGCUACAAUUGGUGCCAUAGAAGGACAAAUGUACAAAAAGACAGGCAAACUCAUUCCUCUGAGUGUCCAGAACCUAGUGGACUGUUCUAAACCUCAUGGCAAUAAUGGCUGUGAUUGGGGUAACACAUACUUUGCCUUUCGGUAUGUUUUGCACAACGGAGGUGUGGAGGCUGAGGCGACCUACCCAUAUGAAGGGAAA
Messenger RNA from Microtus ochrogaster (prairie vole), 636 nucleotides. RefSeq names its product cathepsin Q-like. NCBI's taxonomy places the organism in Eukaryota, Metazoa, Chordata, Mammalia, Rodentia, Cricetidae. The transcript is spliced from 4 exons. Gene Ontology annotation, biological process: proteolysis. Gene Ontology annotation, molecular function: cysteine-type peptidase activity. The record is from RefSeq and is a predicted model, not a curated record. The annotation marks the transcript as partial.